Molecule: messenger RNA, 2133 nt
Organism: Prosopis cineraria
Lineage: Eukaryota; Viridiplantae; Streptophyta; Magnoliopsida; Fabales; Fabaceae
Exons: 6
Coding region: 1-2133 (710 amino acids)
Source: RefSeq, a predicted model, not a curated record
AUGACAAGAAGAAUUAACAGCAAAAGAUUUCAACUCUUGGAAAAUGACUAUCAGUCAACCUUUGUGCAAGUAAGGGACGAAUGCAAUGCACUUCAAGACAUAACCAACCAUCAAGAGGGAUCAAAACCAGUCUACUCACAACUAUAUAUCUAUGACACAGACAAUGAAAUCACCAACCGCAUAUCAGCUGUGAGUCGACAUGAAAAAUCAUCCAGUAUUAGUCCUGAAAUUAUUGCCAUGAUCAAAGACUGUCUUGAUCAACAUAACCCCUAUCAAACUUAUAAUCUCCCGACCACAUCAGAAGUUGCAGCACUGAUUCUGGGUGAUUUUGACAUUUCAUAUGACAAGAGAGACAUUGUUGUUGAAAAGACUUGUGGCACACUUCAAAGAAUACAUGAGCUGCAUUACUGCUACCUUUCACUGCAAUAUCCAUUGCUCUUUCCUUUUAGUCAAGGUGGUUACAAUUCCAACGUCAAACACUAUCACAACUCAUCAACCAAUAGCUCAAAAUAUGCCAAGACAGUUACUAUACGUGAAUAUCUUGCAUAUCAAUUGAUGAGCAGAUCUCAAGAAGUUUCAGCAAUACUCCAUGUAAAACGACUCUGCCAACAAUUUGUUGUCGAUGGAUUCACAAUGAUGGAAUCACAAAGAAUUGAUUACAUCAAAAUGCAUCAACAAGAACUUCGAGUUGACUUGUAUCAAGGUUUAUCUGAUGCACUUUUUAGAGGAGAAAGAAAUGCUUCAGCAACUGGAAAGAGAGUCAUACUACCUUCUUCAUUUACAGAUCAACUAGAUAUCCUUUGUAGAGUUUUCAAGAUGAAACUUCAGUCAUUGCUACAAGUUAUAAAGCAGGAGAAAAUUUUUGGAAGAAUUAAAGCAGAAAUUUAUACUAUUGAAUUUCAAAAGAGAGGAUUGCCACAUGCACACAUCAUUCUUUUCCUAGAUCCAGCUGACAAGAUCAAAGAUGCUGAACAUGUUGAUGAGCUUAUUUCUACAGAAAUCCCAAACAAGAACACAUCUCCUCUUCUUUAUGAUUUAGUUGCAAGUUACAUGAUCCAUGGACCAUGUGGUCACAGCAAUCCAAGAUCACCUUGUAUGAAAGAAGGGAAGUGUAGCAAAUAUUUUCCAAAGAAAUUUGUUGAAGAAACUAUUCUUGAUGAUAACGGAUAUCCUACAUACAGGAGAAGGAAUGAUGGAAGAACAGUUGAAAGAAAAGGAACCCCUCUUGAUAGCCGCUAUGUUGUUCCAUAUAAUCCAAGACUCCUUGAACUUUUUACAGCUCAUAUAAAUGUUGAGAAAACAAACCAGUCAACAUCUAUUAAAUAUCUCUUCAAAUAUAUCAAUAAAGGAAAUGAUCGAGUCAUUGCAGGAAUAUACAACAAUAAUCAAUCAGCAAAUCCUCAUGGAAUCUUUGAUGAAAUUAAACACUACUAUGAUUUUAGAUAUAUUUCCUCAUGUGAAGCUGCUUGGAGAAUUUUUGCAUUUGACAUUCAUCAUCGAUAUCCAUCUGUUGAAAGAUUGAGCUUCCAUUUGCCAAAUCAGCAAACAGUAUUGUACAAAGGAGGUCAAACUGUGAAGAAAGUCCUGAAAAAGCCAAGAAUCAAAGAAUCACAAUUCUUAGCAUGGAUGGAAUGCAACAAAAUCAAUGAAGAUGCACUAGCUUUAACAUAUCUUGAAUUCCCACAUUACUAUGUCUUUGACAAAAAGAAGAAGAUCUGGACAGAAAGAAAGUGUGGAUUUGCAGUUGGACGGAUGACUCAUGCAUCUCCUUCUUCAGGAGAAUUCUACUAUCUUAGAGUCCUCUUAACUAAGGUCAAAGGCCCAAGAUCAUAUAAAGAGAUCAGAACAGUUGAAAAUAUUAUCUAUCUAACUUUCAAGUCUGCUUGUCAUGCUAUGGGAUUAUUAGAAGAUGACAUUGAAUAUAUUGAUGCAAUUAAAGAAGCUGCAAACUGGGCAUUAGGGCACUAUUUGAGAAAAUUCUUUGUCAGCAUGCUUUUAUGCCAUUGUCUCACUGAUCCAAAGAAUGUAUGGGAAAGAUCAGCUGAACUUUUAUUUGAUGACAUCUACUACACACCACAUAACAAUCAAGAACUAACAGGUUUGAUCUUCAUUCAAUCUUUCCUCAACAAUUAA